Staurois parvus is the source of this 398-nucleotide messenger RNA. Lineage: Eukaryota; Metazoa; Chordata; Amphibia; Anura; Ranidae. The record is from the annotation of a GenBank genome assembly.
UCAGCUGUAUCCAAUCACAGCUGAUCACUGAUGAUCAGUGUGCCCUGAUGAUCAGUGUAGCCCCAGAAGUGCCACCUGUCAGUGUCCAUCAGUGCCUUGUGUCAGUGCUCAUCAGUGCCACAUAUCAGUGCCUACCAGUGCACAUCAAUGCCACAUAUCAGUGCCCAUCUGAGCUGCCUUUCAGUGUCACCCAUCAGUGCCAAUCAGUGCCACCUAUCAAUGCCAAUCAGUGCCACCUAUCAGUGCCAGUCAGUGCCGCCUAUCAGUGCCCGUCAGUGCCGCCUAUCAGUGCCCGUCAGUGCCACCUAUCAGUGCCAGUCAGUGCCGCCUAUCAGUGCCAUAUAUCAGUGCUGCCUUUCAGUGCCCAUCAGUGCCACCUACCAGUGCCUCCUCAUCAG